AUGAUUGAUCGGUUGCCCUUAGAGAUUCGAAGUGUUGUGGCCCAGAACCUGCCGCAAACGGACAAGUUUCAUCUAUUGCUCACCAGCAAGAAACUUUACAGAAGCACUAUUGACAGUGUUUAUGAGUCUAUUGUCAUAGAUGGCAAUAUGAUUUAUUUCCAUCCCGAGUUAAGCUCUUAUUUAUACCAACGAAACAGCAGUAUUGAAGGGAGUGGUAACGCGUUUGUGACUUUGAUCCAUACAUACCAUGGUUUGAAGAGUUUUUGCAAAAGGCUGAUCAAAGACCCCAAGUUAAUAUCAAAGAUCCGGUAUUUUGAGAUAUCUAAUAACUUGCCAGACAACUUUAUCGAAUUUGAAAUCUACGAGUACUUGAUUAAAAUAUUCCCAGUGAUGACCAAUCUCCGAUUCCUUACAGUUAACUACAACUCCUGCUACAUUAAUUUGAACGCGUUCCUUAUGAAGUUACCUGAAACAGCCAGAAUGCAGAUCAAAUGCAUCGAAGGUGACUUUACUUCCAAUGUGCUUAUGCAUGGACCAACAGCAAGUAUCAAAGACAACAAUGACCUUAUUCGCAUAAGUUCCAACAGUUUAAGUAGCCUGAAACUUUACAAUCUAUCAAAGGAACUUGAUUUCAGGUUACCACCAAUGUCUAAUUUGAAUGUUUUGCACUUGAAUGGUAAAAACUAUAAUGCCUCCAAUUACAGAGUCCCUGCAGUUUAUAACAUCGUGAACACUCUGGGUAUAGACUUCAACUUUGUUCAAGAGAAUUUCAACAAGUUCUUUUAUAACGGAAUGACUAACGAGGUUAACGUCACCAGCUUCAACUCUAUCUUCAACCAUUACGAUAAUCAGUUAGUUAUUGAAGAAGAUCAAGAAGUGAUCAAUUUUCAUAGAAUAUUUGCCCCAGAAGUGAAAUUCGAUUCUCUAGUAGAAUUCAAAUUGGAUCAUUUUACCAUUGAUUACGCUAAUUUGGAAUUCCUUAGAAAACACCUAAAUUUGAGACAAUGUCAAAAGUUGUCCCUUUUGGAUAUCAAAGAGUUGACACAAUUCUUUGAUGACGACGAUCCUAUGGAGGAAGAAGAUUAUGAAAUUUCCGAUACCGAUUCAAUGGAUUUCCAAUUCAAUAUCAUAGGGGAUGAUAUUACUGAGGUGAUGCAGUAUGACGCGGCGAAUAACGAUCAACGAUUUCCUGAUGACCUUUUCUUCUUAUACAGUUUGAAAGACCAAGUGCAGAACCUCUCAGAGCUCAAUGUUAAGGUGAAAAACAAAGUGAAAGAUAUUGUUCCGCUCUUGCUUCAAAAAAUUGCACGUUUGGAAAAAUUAUAUGCAUUCAUAUAUUAUUACCCCAGCAGUAGGCAAUUUCGAAGCUGGAGCCAUCAGAUCAGGACUUACUUCGCUUCUUUGAAUAAGCACUCUAAUACUAUAACAAGGCUGAUAAUUGAUACCGAAGAUCAGGCAAACAACGAAAUUUUGGAAGUCCCAUCAUUUGUUUUAAAGCAUUACUUGCCCCUGUUUCACAGCUUAAGGUGUCUUCGUAUUCCGGUCUCAAUUCACCAUAUUCACCAUAUACUUUUGAGGUUGCAUGCUUUCAACUUAGAGUAUCUGGAGUUGAUAUUUCCAGAGUUUAAUUAUUGUCAAAAUGCAAGCCAAUCCAAUAGCAACAAUAGCAGCACUAGCAGCGUCAGCAGUGGGCUCAUUAUCAACAACGACUACAUGAACAGCUCUCCAUACGUAUCACAUGUCUUGUACAAUAGUGGGAAGACUAUUGAUGCGAAAGAAGUUAUUGACUGGAACCAAUAUUAUGGAUUUUCUGAAUCCUUAAGCCCAGGACAGCUCUUAGCUUUGGUCAAGUUUGAUUCAACUCAGAACUUGAAUUUGUCGUCCUUUAGGCUGAAGCAACUUGCUCGCUUAUUCAAGCUCAAAUUCCCCAGUCUGCGGUACCUCAAGAUCUUUAAUGUCAUCAUCAAGUUGGAUAGUCUUAGCCACAUUGAGAUUAGGGAGAAGGGCCUAGAAAAAUGGUUCAAUAGUCAGCUGUUGAGCUGA
Komagataella phaffii GS115 is the source of this 2043-nucleotide messenger RNA. RefSeq lists its product as hypothetical. The record is from RefSeq and is a predicted model, not a curated record. NCBI's taxonomy places the organism in Eukaryota, Fungi, Ascomycota, Pichiomycetes, Pichiales, Pichiaceae. The coding region runs from base 1 to 2043 and encodes 680 amino acids. The transcript has a single exon.